UCGUAUUUAUCCUUCAAGACCUGGCCAGUCACGGAAUGGACGAGGGUGAAUCGAUGGUACUCCCCUGUUGUUGGUACCAGCUUCGAUCGACGGACAUCUCCAGACUCGUCCGUAGUCUGUUCGAAUCAGCAGCUUAUGUCGACUGGCGUGAAUUCGUGAUUUACGCGAUGGACUUACCGAUACCGAGUUACCGAGACAUUUUGAUCGCGAGGGAUCGGUUCAGGAUACAGGAUUCCGAUCUGAAGGAGGUCGUGACCGCCCGACAAUUCAUCUGGACGCCGUUGUGGUUCCUCGAAUACACCGAGAUCGUCGAAAAUGUGUUCGAGCGUCUGCUGGACGAUUUCCAGAGGAAUCGCGAGGAAUUGUACGAGGAGGAGUUUUAUCAUUUGGAUCUGAACCGAUACGACUCGAUGCCGUUGGAGAAGACGCGACGAAACUCGGAUUGCGACUCGAAGACAGGCUGCCCCCUUAACGAGGAGACGCUCAGGCUCGCAUUGGGGAAAGAAUUGCUCUGCCGGAUGUACUCGGUCGGCCGACGUAUCGUCAACUACACCGCUCUGCUGUUGGCCUUCUGCAAGGCCGAGGAUCCCCGGGACGGUUUCGCGAAGGCUCUCGCCCUUGUGAUUGGGAGCCGAGUGUGCACGGACUUGGACGAGGGCGAGAGAUACGUCGAGGAGCUUUACGAGCAAAGACGCCGCGAACGUCAGUCCCGGUUGUCGGUCGAGGCGGUCGCCGAGGAGAACUUCGUUGCAGAGGGUAGCCCGGGGACGGAUUCUUCGAGCACGGAAAAGAUGAAUCGUCCCAUCGGAAUUUCGAGCAGCGUAUCGUUGCUUUUCGGCGAGAGCGACUUUAAAUUUCGACCCGCGGAUCAGGAAUCGAUCGUCUAUUGGGUGUCUCUCGACGUUUGCCUCACCGUUCUGGCAGCAGCUUUGCCGUCGUACCCGUCUAAACCGGAACUUUACGGAGCGUCGGAAAGCCUUCUUGACAGUUUAACCGCGGUAUUCCGGGAUCUACAGGACCCCGACCUCAACGACGACGGGAACGUUGUGUUGACUCAUCGGCUCCUGAAUCACGAGUUUAUGAAGCAACUUUUGAACAGCACGAGCAAGUUCACCGUUAAAAAUCUGGGUAACACGAUGCAGGAAGUGAUACGGACGAGGGAACUUGUGAACGUAAAACACUGUUAGUUUUUCGUUAUUCCGUAACUCAGAGGACAACGACGAUGUCGUACUCGAGUUACACGAUU
Messenger RNA from Dufourea novaeangliae, 1246 nucleotides. RefSeq lists its product as uncharacterized. The record is from RefSeq and is a predicted model, not a curated record. NCBI's taxonomy places the organism in Eukaryota, Metazoa, Arthropoda, Insecta, Hymenoptera, Halictidae. Bases 36 to 1187 code for a protein of 383 amino acids. The transcript has 3 exons.